This is a messenger RNA of Chenopodium quinoa (quinoa), 2113 nucleotides long. Its product is annotated as piRNA biogenesis protein EXD1-like. The transcript has 5 exons. Bases 787 to 1575 code for a protein of 262 amino acids. Gene Ontology annotation, biological process: nucleobase-containing compound metabolic process. Lineage: Eukaryota; Viridiplantae; Streptophyta; Magnoliopsida; Caryophyllales; Amaranthaceae. Gene Ontology annotation, molecular function: RNA binding; 3'-5' exonuclease activity. The record is from RefSeq and is a predicted model, not a curated record.
UACUGCUGUUGUUCAUGUGGAAGGAUUAUCAUUACUCUAUGUUUUGAUAAUUAGGGGAAAAAGAGAGGUGAAGAAUAAAGAGGUAAGAAAAUUGGAGGUUAGGGAAUGGAAGGGAAAGAGUGAGCUUCCAUUUUCCUUCCAAAUCUCUCCAACAAUGGAGGGAUUUAGUUUAUUAAAAUGGGAACUAAAAUGGAUCCCUGCAUUUCCUUUCAUUCCCUUCCCUUGCUUAAAAUAAGGUAAAAUGUAUCCCUCACUUUUCUUUCUUCUCUUUCCCUUGUAUCUUCCUUUCAAACAUGGUGUUAAUGUUCUUAGAACUCAUGAAGUCAUGAGCUCAUGGCAAGAAGAUUUUUGCUUGCUUGAACUUUCUGGUGUCUAGAGUGGGGGUUAAUUAUUAAAAUCAUAGUAAGAGUGAUAUUUGACAAUGGAAUCUCUAAUUAUGUCAUGAACAAUUGACUAAAAGUUGAACAUGAACUGAAAUAACUAAAUGCCUGUCAGUGUCCAUUGUGAAGUUCUUGUGACGUAUUGGAAACUAUAGCAGCUAUGAAGCUCAUUUUUUGUACGUUAUAGCUUGCCAGCUUCUUAGUUGUAAUUCUUCUGAAUCGCCUUGUUUUACAUUAUAGCUGUUUAUGUGAAUGAGCUUCAUAGAAAAUUGAGAUGUUCUGGACUGGCUUGUGCAGGAUCCCAUGUACUGGACGUACAGGCCCUUUACAGAACAGAUGAUUAAUUCUGCUGUAGAUGAUGUUCGCUUCCUUCUCUAUGUAUACCAUAUGAUAAUGGAGCAACUGAAUGAACAAUCCCUGUGGAAACUUGCAGUUCGAGGUGUAUUACACUGUCGCUGUUUCUGCAUUGUCAACAAUAGAUAUGCAGAUUGGCCAUCUAUCCCUUCUGUUGCAGCCAUUACCGAAGCAAAGGCAAGUAAGUUUGUUAUCAGACACUCAGAAUUUUGCAAACAACAUGGCUUUUGCAGUGGAUAAUAGAAGACCUAAUUCUUAUCAGAAUAAUAGUUCAGCUUCUUUUAGACCACAGAAUUUUAACACAUGGAAUCGGUUUUCUCAAUCUUCUCAGACUGGUUCUAAUAAUUCUGGUUUUGGUAGAGGUGCACCUGUCAGAAAAUUCUCUACAUUAUUCUGUGAAUAUUGCAAAAUGUCUGGUCAUACGGUUGAAAUAUGCUACAAAGUUCAUGGUUAUCCACCUAAUAAUGCUGCUUAUAAAGGCAAAGGAAGAAGGAUAGCUGCUAUUGUGUAUAGUGAUGAAGCUGAUGAUGGUUCUGAGAAGCCUAUUGAAACAGCUCAUAUCUCUUCUAAGGAUUACAGCAGAAUGAUGCAAGUGAUGCAUACUCAAGGAGAUUUUCAGAAUACUGCUCCUGCUGAAUCUGUGAAUGCACAGAAUCUUGUGCAUUCAACAUACAGUUCAGCUCACAUGGCAGGUGACUUUUUUCCAAGUGGAAAAGUUCCUGAGCAGGAGAUACUAUCUGUGAUUGAUGUUCCAUCCGGGAAAAUGGGAUGCAUUAUUGGAAAAAAGGGAGCUACAAUCCAGUUCAUAAAAGAAUCGUGCAAAAAUUUUCAUUGGAGGUGACAGAGGUCCUUCUGACAAAGUCUUCAUCAUAGGACCAACAAGACAAGUGAGGAAGGCCGAAGCCAUGCUAAGAGGUAGGAUGUGUGGCUGACCAGUUUUCAAGCUGGUGCAUUCACUAAUAUUGCAGUAUCUAUCACUAACUUGCAAAUCCCUCCUAAUUGACGCUUUACAUAGGCUGUAGCACAUAACUGAUCCAUGAUUAUGAAAAAAUGUAAGAAAGAAAAUAAAAGAUGAUUAUUAUCUAAAAGAGUUCCAAAAUGCUAGGAGUAUUAAUGAACGGUAGAUUGUGAUAUUUAGGCUUAGAUCCUAACAUUUAAAUCCUGAACUUAUUGCAAGUAUUCUGAAACUUGUAGACAUUAAAGAAAAUUGUAGAGAAGAGAUAUAAGUCAACUUGCUUCAAUGAGCCAUGAUCAGCCAGCAUAGAGCUGGAAAUCAUCAGCUCAUUUCUUAUCCUAUUCAUGCUAAAAGUUAUAUGUUUGCAUUCCAAUGUGGAUGACAUUUAUUCAUGACAAUUUAAGAGGUAUGUUUUUGAUUAAAA